Messenger RNA from Loa loa (African eye worm), 3573 nucleotides. RefSeq names its product symplekin. The record is from RefSeq and is a predicted model, not a curated record. Gene Ontology annotation, cellular component: mRNA cleavage and polyadenylation specificity factor complex. The transcript has 27 exons. The coding region runs from base 159 to 3257 and encodes 1032 amino acids. NCBI's taxonomy places the organism in Eukaryota, Metazoa, Nematoda, Chromadorea, Rhabditida, Onchocercidae.
CGAAAAGUACGGCUGGUUGACUGGAGAAGCCAAGGGAUGGAUUCGUGGGUCUUUUUCUAUGCUGAUCUUAAGCUUGGAUGUUUAGAAAAGUAGCAGAAAAGAGUUUAGAAAAAGGAAGGAGCUGAUUGCGAAGAAAAUAUCGUGGGAAUACAGUAACAAUGACGGAUAGUGAGAAUACAAGCGAAGAGAUUGGAAAUGAAAUACACGAAGCGCAUCAGUCCUCUGGCAAAUCAGUGGACAUUCGCAUUAAGCAUCUCUAUAGAGCUCAAGAGUUGCUGUUACAUAGAGAUAAAAGCAGUUCUCUUCUUGAUAAUUUCCUCGAUGAAAUGCUCGAAUUCGUAGUGGAAAAUGACUCGAAAAUGCGUUGCUUCGUUGCAUCCUUUAUCGAAAAAGCUUGUAAAAAGGACUGUGAAGUGAUGAAAAAAGCUGUUGUCUCGCUUUCAUAUCUUAUUCAGGCUGCUGGCGUGGGAACGGUUUCCGUUAUUAAAAAGGUAAUCACAGUAUGCUCACAAUUAUAUCCAUUAAUUUUAAAAUGGGCAGCUGGAUCACGCAGUGUUGAGGUUGCGCGAUGUUGGGAAGCUUUUUCGGUGCUGAAAGGGCGUAUCAUGCAGCACAUCGAUUCUGAUAAUGAAGGCAUACGCACCCAAACUAUUAGAUUUUUGGAAGCCGUGAUCCUUGCGCAAACACUGCGAACGGAGGAAAGUGAAAAAGGUCGUGGUGAUAAUAUGUGCUUAAAUGAAAUUGGCCGCGACCAUCGAUUUAUCUCAUAUCGUAAAAUGGAAAGUGAAGCGACGUUAAAUUUUAAUUCGUUGCUUGAUCAUACUUCUUCGGCUCAUAUAUCUUCGCUCAAUUUGUUAACGUGUUUGACUUGUAUCUGCAAUAUCGCUCAACAGCGUCCGCAAUUUAUGCAGAGGGUUGUUGGAGCUCUGGAAGCUUUGCACGUCAAUCUUCCUCCAACUCUGGCAACGAGUCAAGUGAAAAGUGUGCGUAAGGAAUUAAAAAUGCAUCUUUUACGCCUUCUGCGACAUCCCAGUAGUAUACCAUUUCAUCCAAGAAUAAUGAUACUGUUGACAGAUUUAGGAGCUGCGCAGUCGGAAGUUUUACGCGCAUUACCAUCUGCGAGUGAACAGCGUAAAAAAUCUCAUCGAAAUAAUGAAAGCAGUGAUGAACCGGAAACAAAAAGAAUGAAAGGUGUCGAGGAAAUUCCAGCAGUCGCUGAAAAAGAGGAUGAUGAAGACGAAGACGAGGCUGGUCCAAGCGUGUCUAUGGAAAAAAGUCAGACUCAGUCUGCUGUUGAUAUUACUGCCCAAUUUGUCUACGAACGAUUGAAACCAAAACUGGUUACAAACUUGGUUCUUACAUCCCUUGUGACACUUCCAGACGAAAUGCCUGCAGCUUUCCAGUCAUCGUACACCCCUAUUGCUGCAGCUGGCACAGAAAGUCAGAUUCGGCACUUGUCACGUAUGAUUGCAACACAGUUAACUAGUAUGGAGUUAGGUCCAGGAGUCGAGAAAAUUCGAACAGAAAGACAACAGUUUAUCGCUCGUCAAACCGGAAGAAUGGAAGGUGCCGUCAUUCUGCCGACUCCGUCGCAUCAAUUUACCUCUGUGCAGCAAAAUCAAACGCAGCAAUCUGAAUCUGUUUUAUCAGCAAAGACUAAACCGAAGAUUCAAUUUGGACUGCUUUCUAUUACGAAAGAGUUAGAUCGAGAGCAAUCACUGAAACUUAUUCUCCUUGCAUUUAAGCGGAUAUUGGCUAACGAAAAAAGGGCAAUCCAAGGUGGUGUAGGUGUUGCUCAACAGAAACUAUUGGUGAGGCUUGUAACUCGUUUCAAUCAUGAUUCGUGUGCUGAAUUUGAAGAUCUGCUUAUGAAUUUUAUCGUGCAGGAACAAAAAUCACGAACUGAGCUGGCAUUACUAUGGAUAGCAGAACUUUAUGCGCAGUUUCAAGGAUAUUCCUUAUGCCGUACUUCUUAUGCUACGGAAGAAUAUCGUGGUGAAUCGCUGCGUUACAAACGUUAUGAUGCAGUUUUGUGCAAUUUGUUGAAGACAUUAUUUGAGCGGGGAGAGCACAAAGAAACUCUUUUCCAUAAAAUCUUACUGGAAGCACCUCUGCUAACACCGCAAUCUCUCGUAUGGUUACGAACUGCUUGCCUUGAUUCGGUAUUUGGGGCAUUUGGAAUGACAACUUUACGUGAAUUAAUUUUAACCCGAGCAAGGCAACGAAAUGAAUUGCUCUGUAUACUUUUGGACUUCUCAUACAGUGACAGAGCUGAUGUCCGUACACAAAGUAUUGAAACAGCAAAGGAACUAUAUCAAAUCGAUUACGUCAGAGGUGAUGUCAGGGAAUAUUUAAUCUCUUCAAUAAAUUGUUGCACAAAAUCAGUUCCGCCAUCGCAACUUUAUGCUUAUGAAAAAGAAAGUGUCAAAUCUUUGUGGAACGACGCAGCAAUACGCAUUACUUUGAACUUAUUUCUCUCCAUUCUUCCUCUUGACCAUUCAUUGAUACACACUCUGGCUGCUGUUUAUGCGAAAUCUUCAAAUGAUAUAAAACGGGUUACGCUGCGCACGAUUGAUAGUGCCAUAAAGUCGAUGGGUGCAGCAAGCGAGCAUUUAUUGGAAAUGAUUGAAAAUUGUCCACAAGGAGCUGAAACAUUUGCUGCCAGAAUAGUACAUCUUCUUACUGAAAGAAAUCCUCCAACUCAGGAUCUUGUAAAUAGGAUAACUGCGCUGUAUGAACAAGGAAGAACCGAUGUUCGCUCAAUGAUACCGGUUUUGAGCGGUCUCGAUAAGGAUCAAAUAUUAAGCAUUUUGCCCAAGUUCGUUGUAACUCCAGUCAAUCAGAAAUCAGUACCUGUUGUAUUCAACAAACUCUUGGCAGGAAGGAAUAUCAAAACCGGCCUUCAUCCGAUGGGUGCGGGUGAACUACUUAUGGCGCUGCACAAAAUCCAUGUCGAAAAUAAAGAGGAAAAUAAUUUAUUGUUGCAGAAUAUCGAUGUUUUAUUAACACAACUGACGGCAUCAAAGGAUGCUAUUGGUUCAGCAAUUGAUCAGCUUUGUGAUGAUGGAAUCUUCUCAGAAACAUUAUUUUACACUGUUACACGCUCACAUAAAAUUUUCCCCGCUUUGGGUGGCUUCAUUUCAAAUGUAUUGGUGAAAAUUGCAAAUAAAAACCAUGGAAGAACGAUCCAGAUUUAUGGCCCCAUUUUGUACGCUGUGCUGUUGCAAAUGCUCCACAUUCCUACUUUGCAAUACUAACAGGUUUAACACAUAACGAAUUUGAUGAGUUGUUGCAACAGUCACGAAAAGAAGGUAAUGAUGUACUGGGAUCAUUACGAGAAUAUGUCCCAUCAUUAUCGGCGCAUCAACAGAAAAAAAUUGAUCAUCAUGUUCGAGAAAUCAUUAUGGAAUAUCGACCACCAUCAUUGCAAGAAGACCAAGGAUGUGUCCAGAGGUAAAGUACAGAUCGGAAAACAAGGAGGAUGUCCAAGGAUCUCAGAUGAUAUUAUUCAUUAUUAUAUUGUUUUCUUUUUGUUCGAAGUUCAUAAUUGAGGAAAACAAUAAAUUAUCGUAC